AUGCCUUUCAACACCGCUCUUACGCGCAAGCUGGGGAUCAAGGUGCCCGUGGUGCAGGGUGGAAUGCAGUGGGUUGGAUAUGCGGAGCUGGCCAGCGCCGUUAGCAACGCUGGCGGUCUUGGACUAUUGACCGCGCUCACGCAACCGACGCCUGAAGACCUACGCAAGGAGAUCCGCCGAUGCAGGACGAUGACCAAGAACCCGUUCGGCGUGAACCUGACGCUGCUGCCGGCCCUGGUGCCGCCGGACUAUGGCGCGUACGCCCGCGUCAUCAUCGAGGAGGGCAUCAACAUCGUCGAGACGGCGGGCAACUCGCCAGGCCCGGUGAUCAAGCAGCUUAAGGCGGCGGGCGUGACCAUCCUGCACAAGUGCACCACCAUCCGCCAUGCCCAGGCCGCCAUCCGCCUCGGCGUCGACUUCCUCAGCAUCGACGGCUUCGAGUGUGCCGGCCACGUCGGCGAGUCGGACAUCACCAACUUCAUCCUGCUCAGCCGCGCCCGCCAGUCGCUCGAGGUGCCGUUCAUCGCGUCCGGUGGUUUCGCCGACGGACAGGGCCUGGCGGCGGCGUUGGCGUUGGGGGCUGAGGGUAUCAACAUGGGCACGCGCUUCAUGUGCACCAUCGAGGCGCCCAUCCACAACAACAUCAAGGAGGCCAUCGUGCAGGCGCAGGAGACGGAUACCCAGCUGGUGAUGAGGAGGUGGAAGAACACCACGCGUCUGUUCAAGAACCAGGUUUCGAAUGACGCCGCCAGGAUCGAGAAGGAAAGCAAGGAGGGCAAGUUCGAGGAGAUUGGCCCGUAUGUCUCUGGCAAGCGGGGCAGGCAGGUUUUCAUCAACGGUGACAAGGAUUUCGGUGUCUGGACGGCGGGCCAGGUUAUUGGACUGAUUCAGGACAUCCCCAGCUGCGCCGAGCUGAUCAGCCGCAUCGAACGCGAGGCUGUAGACACACUCAGCAAGGCGGCAUCGUUGUACGUGGCGGAUGGCCAAGUACCAAGCGAGCCGGCUCAGGUACAAGUGCAGAGCAAGCUAUAG
Messenger RNA from Lasiodiplodia theobromae, 1032 nucleotides. Its product is annotated as 2-nitropropane dioxygenase. Gene Ontology annotation, molecular function: nitronate monooxygenase activity. The transcript is spliced from 4 exons. The record is from RefSeq and is a predicted model, not a curated record. The coding region runs from base 1 to 1032 and encodes 343 amino acids. NCBI's taxonomy places the organism in Eukaryota, Fungi, Ascomycota, Dothideomycetes, Botryosphaeriales, Botryosphaeriaceae.